AAGCUGUGAGUUUGAGUUGUAACAGUCACACGUGAGUUUACAUCACGUUUUUAAUGUGUCUCCACCUGCACAGGUGAAUAAGUGCUUCACGGUUGUUGUGUCACUGAGGCUAAGAAGAAACGAUACAUGUGAGUUUUCUGGUCCACCUUAAAUGACGCUCCGGAGCGACAGAGCGGGUCCGCUUCUGAACCCAAAACCCUCUGGAUCCGGUUUCUGACACACUUUGAGUUUGAAGAUGAAUUUUUCCGAAGCGAAGUCAGAAGUGAAGCAGCUGCUGACCAAAAUGAAACCGUCUGAACUCCCCAAGCUGCUGAACUGGAUGAGAAACUCAGACGAGUUGGACGAGCUGCUGUCAGACAACAAGAAGACGAUUCUACGAAACAUCUCUGACGAGCUGCGAGUCCGUCUGCCGGCGGACGCCAUGUUCCCCUCUGAGAGUACCGCGUACAGUAAGAUGCGGCAGCGUUCCCGGCCGACGCUUCACGUCGACAGCUUCCUGUACGAUGAAGAUCAGGUGGACUCUCUGUGCGAGGAAGGAACCAUGAGUCGAUCAUACUGCCUCACCUGCGGCUCCUACAGAACCGCACCUCUGGACUUCAUCUCUCACUCGUUCUCCACGUCAGAGCUGCAGUUUCUGUUUGAGAACGUUCUUCCAGACCUGAGUGGACAGAUGCUGGUGGACGUGGGCUCCAGGCUGGGAGCUGUCCUGUACGGGGGUUAUGUGUUCAGCUCAGCCUCUCAGCUGAUUGGUCUGGAGCUCAGUGGAGAGUUUGUGGAACUGCAGGACGAGAUCCUCCAGAAAUACAAGCUGACGGACAGAAUCAAGGUUCUUCACACUGACGUCUGCCAGCAGAACGUUCUGCUGCAGAAUGCCGACGUUCUCAUCAUGAACAACGUCUUUGAGUUCUUCAUGGAACCAAACGAGCAAGUCAGAGCCUGGAGGUUCAUCAUGGACAACUUCAGGAAGAAAGGAUCUUUGCUGGUGACCGUCCCCAGUCUGCAGGAGAGUCUGAACCCUCUGCAGGAGGCGCUGCAGCCCGGCUGGGUGGAGGAACUUCCCGUCGACUACGAUGUUUAUCUGGGCAGAGACGCAGACCCUGAUGCUCUCAGACAGAUCCACCUGUACAAGGUCAUCUGAGGUGAACCGGUCUGGACUGGUUGGAACUGUUGUGGACCGGUCUGGUUCCUCAGCUUGCCAGGACUGGUUUAAAGUUUGAUGUUUAGAUGGUCUGAACCAGACUGCAUUGGUUUGAGGUGUGUAAAGCGCCGUCCAAUCGAGAGCAAUCAGCUGCGCAAACAGGAAGUCACUCCGGCAUCACGAGCACGACUUCAGGAAAUAAAUGUCUCUGGAAAUGUCGUGUUUAUGGAAAUUAAAAUCUUCCAGACUGAAUCAUUGUUAUGUCGGUCGUGUUCCACGCUGCCUCUGUUACUCUGAAUGGAUAUUAGCAUGCUAACGUUAGCUUUGUCUGUCGGCUCAGGAAUCUGUUUUCAUGUGAUGAUCAAACUCCACCGAGUGACGUUAGCAUGAAGCUAAGUUUGAACUGACGGACGGCUCCUGGACUCUGUGAUGUCACUCUGGCCCAGUUCUCAUGUUUUUGUCAGUCAUUUCUAAAGAUGUGGCUGUGAACUGGUCCAAACUGGUCCAAACCGGUCUGACUUGUGUUCACAAGGAGCUGAAGAGCAGAAACGGACGAGACAAACAUCGAUUCUGUCCCGGCUCUGAUCUGUCGUGCACCUGAGAGAGAAGCAACUGCUUGUGACAAACAUGUGAUGUGAUAUCAGACAUCCCACAAUGCAGUGCAGCGCGUUCUGCAGGUGAAGACACAACAGGUGUGUGACUGCAGCUGUCAGCGAUGAUCCAACAUGAUGAUGGUGUGAACUCACUGGUCGCCGUGGAUACGGAGGAACGAGGGACUGAGUGAACUGAACGUUACGCGGCAGGAGCACGAACGAACCUGAAGGCCUCGAUGACCGUGAGAACGACCCCCCCGAGGUGAAAUAUCUGGGACGCCACCAGCUUUCGAGUCUAGCCGCCUUCAACCGUCCUUGGAAAACCAGGACCUGGAUGACCGAGGAGCUGCACAGACAAAAGAUUUCUGACAGUCCUGGACCACUCACCGCCCCUCUGUCGUCUGUGGAGGACGAGGAGGGGCUGCUGGGCUUUCUCGGUCAGUGAUGCAGUGUAGUUCAUCCAGGAGAGGUCCUCAGUGAUGUGCUCACCCUCUGGCUCCACCCACUCGCUCCACCCUGGUCGGUUUAUAUGUCAAACUGAUUCCAUGAAGGGCCGUGUGGCUGCAGGUUUUCGUUCCAACCGAGGAGGAGCACACCAGGCCAACCAAUCAACAU
Messenger RNA from Chelmon rostratus (copperband butterflyfish), 2346 nucleotides. RefSeq lists its product as uncharacterized. NCBI's taxonomy places the organism in Eukaryota, Metazoa, Chordata, Actinopteri, Chaetodontiformes, Chaetodontidae. Bases 236 to 1138 code for a protein of 300 amino acids. The transcript has 8 exons. Gene Ontology annotation, molecular function: methyltransferase activity. The record is from RefSeq and is a predicted model, not a curated record.